Encephalitozoon hellem ATCC 50504 is the source of this 1200-nucleotide messenger RNA. RefSeq lists its product as uncharacterized. Gene Ontology annotation, cellular component: chromosome, telomeric region. The record is from RefSeq and is a predicted model, not a curated record. Gene Ontology annotation, molecular function: DNA binding. The transcript has a single exon. The coding region runs from base 1 to 1200 and encodes 399 amino acids. Gene Ontology annotation, biological process: telomere maintenance. NCBI's taxonomy places the organism in Eukaryota, Fungi, Microsporidia, Unikaryonidae.
AUGCAGAAAGAGGAUGACGGGAGAGAAGGCGUAAUGAUUUCCGACAUGGAGAGGAAUAAAUAUCACACGGUCUACGGAGUGGUUGUUGACUGGCUAGAGUGGAGAAGAUGCAGAGGGAAGGAUUUCAUGAUGACAUUGGACGUGAUUGAUGAAAGCAUGAAAAAAUUAUCUGUGAAGAUAUUCAGUCCGAAGAAAACGUUUUCCAAAGGCUUCUGUGUUGGAGAUGUUGUGAGGAUAGGCAAUCUAAAGCUCUACGAUGAAUUUAGGGCAGUGACUGAUCGCAAAAACAACGUCGAGGUGGUUUUUACGCCGUAUGGAUGCCUAGACGAUACUAUCAGCGAAAGAGUCCGGCAACUUGUAGAGUUUUUCCAUCAGAACAGAAAGGGUUUUGUAAAGGAGAGAGAGGUGUCAGAGAUAGAGGAGGGAAAAUACUUCAAUUUCAGUGGCGAGCUGGUAGACAAGCAGAGGGAGAGAACCAACCUGGUUCUUUUGAAGUUUGUGGACUUUGGUAAGAAUAAACUUCAGGGCUUGGGAGGUGCAGAGGAGUAUCCGAAGGACAUGGUCUUGAUUGUGAAGACGUGGGGGCGUUUUGCGGAUGAGGCAGAGAAGUGCGAGAUUGGAGGGCGAUACAGGAUUAGGAACUUGAAAGCAGACGAGGUAGGCCACUGUAUAUAUGCAAGUUUGUCUGAGUCGAGCAAAGGAAGCAUUGCAGAAAUAGGAGAGGGCACGACUCUUUGGAAGCAUCUUGAGUCGAAAAAAAAGGGAUAUCUAUGGGGCUCUGCGUGUAAUCAGAUGGAGAUUAAAACGCCGGAAAGGAUAGCGAGGUACAGCCUGGUUAAUAUUAAGAGUAUCUGUGGGCCUGGAAUAUACAGAGUCAGGGCUUGGAUAAAAAGAUAUGGGCCACAGGAAGGAAUGGUGAUAUUCUUCUGUAGAGCCUGCGGACUGGAAGACGGGGGGAUAAACGGGAAGUGUACAUGCAGCUCCCCUGAGAUAGAAAGAGUUAAGGUUUUGAGGUUGCUGCUGUGGGAUGGAGAGGAGGAGAUAAUGGUUGUAUGUAGAAACAGACUUGCCGAGCAUAUACUUGAUGAGAAGAGUCGCAAACAGCUCGGGAACAGAAUGCUUGAUUGCAUUGUACUAAGUAUCAAAUGUAAUUUGGAAGUAGUUCAUCAUCUUAUUGACUCUGACUUUUUCCAAAAUUGA